Molecule: messenger RNA, 813 nt
Organism: Paramecium tetraurelia
Lineage: Eukaryota; Ciliophora; Oligohymenophorea; Peniculida; Parameciidae
Exons: 5
Molecular function (GO): cysteine-type endopeptidase inhibitor activity
Source: RefSeq, a predicted model, not a curated record
AUAAAAAUGAAAGUUUAAAUCGCAUUAGUUCUUUUACUUGCUUUGGUAAGCGCUUAGACAGGAGGAUGGAAGAAAUAAAACACUACAAUCUUCUAAGCAGCAAACUCUAAUAUCCUCAAUGAGGCUUAGAUCGCAGUUUAAAACAAAUAUUCACCAGAAGAACAAGGCUAUGAAUUUGAAUCAGUUGUUUCCGUUGAAACACAGAUCGUCUCUGGAACAAAUUACAAUAUAGUGUUGUAAUAUGGAAAUGAUGAGGGAGAAAUCUAAUAAUACGAUGUUAUUGUUUAUUCAGCCCCAUGGAAUGGAUAAGAUCAAAUCACUAAAUGUGAAUUAAUAAAUGGAUAAUCAGCUUCAUUCGCAUAAACUCAACCCAGCAGAACUCAAAUUGGAGGAUCACCUCAAGUUACAGUAACCAAACCAAGUUCAUUGAGAUUGAAAGUCAGAAGAUAAGAAAACGUUGAUAGUCAUCCUACCGGAACAUGGGAAAAUGUUAAUCCAGAAGUCUUUGAACAAAGCAAUGACAGCAUUAUCAAUUAAGCCAACAUUGUUGUUGCCCAAUAAUACAACCCAUAAUAAUAGGGAUACGAAUUCGACGAAGUGUUGGAGGUCUAAACUCAAAUGGUGUCUGGAACCAACUACAAUAUUAAAUUGUUAUAUACAAAUGGAGAAGGCUCAUAUUAGACCUAUGAUGUCUACCUCUACAUCUGCCCUUGGAACCCUUCAGCAAAUUAAUAAAAGGCUACCUUAACAGGAACCUAUUCAGUCUGAUUUAUUCAUCAUUCAAUAAAAUAAAAUUAUAAUAUUGUGUUGUUA